UGACCUCUGACCUCGGCUGUUUGUUUUCCUCCCCUGGACUUCCUCUGCAGUAGCGUGCGCCAUCCACGUGAGCGCUCAAUCAAAGCCGAAUCUCUUCCAUUGCUUUGUUUGGCUCAGAGACAAACUCCAGUAUCAGCACCGGCACAUCCAGGGGAAUCUGCCCAUGCGGCAAAACGUCUAACCCCCUCAUUGUGGCGCUUUUGUUAUUCCCGCCUCACCACUGCAGCUCUGUCUGUAUAUAUCUGCCCGUCCAAGUUUCCCUCUUAGAUGUGAGGACUUUGGAGGAGUGGCGGCUGGAAAAUGUCUCAGUACUCAGGAAAGAUCGUGCUCUACGAGGGAAAAUGUUUCACGGGGAGGAAACUGGAGAUCUGCAGCCAAUGCGACAACUUUCAGGACCGAGGGUUCAUGAACCGCGUGAACUCCGCCCGCGUGGAGAGCGGCGCCUUUGUCUGCUUUGACCAUCCGGACUUCAAGGGCCAGCAGUUCAUCCUGGAGCACGGAGAGUACCCCGAAUUCCAGCGCUGGAAUGCCCACAGUGAUCACAUGGGCUCCUGCCGGCCAAUCAGGAUGCACGGACAGCACUACAGGCUGGAGCUGUACGAAGGCGAGAAGUUUGGUGGUCAGUGUGUGGAGCUGUGCGACGACUGCCCGUUUCUGCAGGCACGAGGUCUGAUCAAAGACUCCAUCAACUCCAUCCGGGUUUAUGGAGACGGAGCGUGGGUGCUGUAUGAGGAGCCAAACUACCGCGGUCGGAUGUACAUCGUCGAGCGAGGAGACUUCUGCGUGCCUCUGGACUGGCAGGCAGAGAACCCCAACAUCCAGUCUGUGCGCAGGGUGGCUAACUACUUCUGAAGCUAGCUCCUUCUGCCGCGUGCAGCUGACAAUAAAGACAAACAAAUGUUGA
Molecule: messenger RNA, 904 nt
Organism: Oryzias latipes (Japanese medaka)
Lineage: Eukaryota; Metazoa; Chordata; Actinopteri; Beloniformes; Adrianichthyidae
Product: gamma-crystallin N-A
Biological process (GO): lens development in camera-type eye; visual perception
Molecular function (GO): structural constituent of eye lens
Source: RefSeq, a predicted model, not a curated record